Messenger RNA from Cokeromyces recurvatus, 684 nucleotides. RefSeq lists its product as uncharacterized. NCBI's taxonomy places the organism in Eukaryota, Fungi, Mucoromycota, Mucoromycetes, Mucorales, Mucoraceae. Bases 1 to 684 code for a protein of 227 amino acids. The record is from RefSeq and is a predicted model, not a curated record. The transcript has 2 exons. Gene Ontology annotation, molecular function: RNA binding.
AUGUAUAAAAAGUCUAUCAAGUUUAAAACAUCUACAGAUGCAGUGGAAUUGAUCAAUGCAAUAGAGGAAGAAAAAAAGAUAAAAUACCCAGUGAAUUUAAGAGCUAUUGUGUCAACAAGGGAAGCAGGAUCUAUUAUUGGUAAGGCAGGAUGUGCAAUACAAACGAUUUCUGAAAAUUAUAAUGUCAGCAUCAAGUUGAGUCCUGAAAAGACAGGUAAUAGACGAUUAGUGCAUGUUACAGGACUUUAUCAGUAUAGUGCAAAUGCAUGGGUUGCUCUAUUAAAGCGAAUUAUGGAUAUUGUUAGAAAAGAUGAACAUUAUAAUUGUCAUAAGAAUUAUGGUAUUGAUUUUGUAUUACCUGAUGGAUUUAUACUCUAUUUAAUACAAGAAGAUGUAUUGGACAUGAUAGCAAAGACGUCUUGUACAAAAAUCCAUGUAAAAUCUGAUUAUUUACCUCGAUCGACUGAACGCAUUAUUCGUAUUUCUAUACAAAAUAAAGAAAACAUUCAUCAUUUUGAAAGGGCUGUACAAUUAUUAUUCGAACAAUUAUCGAUACAUGCUCGACUGGCUCUUUCAUUUCCUGGAAAUUCAUUUUAUAUUUAUUCUGAAGAAGACGAUCAUGAUUUAUAUUCAAUCUGUAGUAAUUCAAGAGAAGAUGAAAUUAUUUAUAAUUAUUGUAUAUAA